AUGAAAAAGGGGUACGAGGGGGAAGCAAGUUUGGAAGGACUUAUCAAGUUUGGUACACUUGCUCUCCAAUUACUACCAAGAAACGCCCUCAAAGGUAUAGUGGUACUGACAGAUGGUGUGAUGGGGUUCUCCUCCCCCAGUAGCAUGCACAAUGCAGUCAACCAGAUGAGAGGGGCCAACAUCUCCUGUUGGGUCAUUCAGGAUAAUAUUAUACAAGACAGUGAGGUCGGAGGACGUUCGGAGCCGUCUGCAGCCUUCGGUCUCAUGCCAGACUCUGAGACUCUCAAGUUCCUGUCCCUCGCUUGCAAUGGAUGUGUCAUACAACCACACAAGGUGUUGGAAGUGUCCAAGAAGUCCCUCCCAACAGGAUCUCUCAACGUUCUCCAAGAGGCCGUUCUUAUGUGGUCCUACCAACAGACGGCCCACGCCCGGCGAGUGGCGGCGUGGUCGACGACUCCUGGGGGGCGGGGCAGGUCGAGGAAGAGGAGGAGCACUUUUCUCCGACAAUCUACCGGCAGUUUGACAAGAACACAAUCCAUGCCCCCCUACUCUGACUCAACUGUGGCGGUGGCAAUGUACUAUCCCUGGCAGGCCAGCGUCAACAUCUACUACACAAUUCAAUCGCCGUGGCCCCUCUCUGAAGCCAGCACAGCUCUACACACUACCAUCUCCUACGACGGCCCAUACUCCUUUGUUCAUGACAUCCACUGCAACCUCAACGAACCCAUCACCUCUUACUACAGAGCCGCUGCUGUACGAAAGUUCAAGCAAGUCUUAAAAUCCCAGUCUUAUUCUGACACGUUCCUGGCUCACUUCCUGUCCUUCUCGGCCACGCCCACCUACCACACCCUCCCGCAAAAGAUCCAGGACGGAAUGCCUCUGUUCCACCUCCCGCCAAACCAGUCAAAACCGGUUCCUGCCGUCAGCCUCUCUUCGUCUGGCGACAAAAAAAAGAAGGAAUCGGCUCUUGUGAAUUUCUGGUCCCCACUCUGUACGAUAGACACCAACCUGUGGUACCGAUGGUUCCACACUGACAAGAUCAUCCUCAUCCUCCACCAAGACACCUAUCUCCCUCGCAACCUCCUCUCUCCCUCCACCAACCACCGCUUCGCCACCGUGCAGUGCCGCAUCGCAGCCUCCAAACUAUUCAACUACCUCAAAACCUGGUCCUCCUUUGUUCUCCUAGACAGCCAGUCGUUCAUUCGUUUUCUUCCGACGACCGGGUCACCCCUGUAUUUCUCCCUCGUUCGAGUGGCUCAGAAACACCCGUGCAUCGUGUUGCACGUCGGGCACAUUGAGGGCACGCCGCACAGUCUGCAGGUGGAGACGGUGAGAGAGCUACAGGAGGCGCUGCUGGGGCUGAAUGUGGAGAGGGUCCAGCCGUCCAAGAGGAGUCGUGGUUCUGGGAACGCGAGGGGAGGGAAGGCGGCGAAACCGUGCGCCUCUCUUGUGAAGAAGCAGCUCCAGAGGGUCAUGAUUAGGUACGAUGGAGGAGCUGGGGCCCCAUACCAGUCCACUGCCAUGUCCCUAACCCAGACUGGAAUGGAGACAGAGAGACUGGUUCAGAACGACUACCUCACUGGUACCGCCUGGCAGUGGAUCGUACCUCACUCCCUCCCCACCCUCCUCACCGCUCUACUCAGGGCCCAGUCAGGGAUUGUCACUCUCACUGCCCAGCUCUACCUGACCCAGCCCCACUCCCACCACUCCCUGCCCAUGCUCCUCCAAUACAUCAUCUUCCCUCUCGCCACCAACAACUCCGCCUCUUUCUCCUCUUCCUCUGCAGUCGCAGGGGUCGGCGGAGGUCAUCCGACCUGCGAGUUGUGGGUGGAGCCACAGUAUGGAACGGUGACAGAGGUUCCCGCCGGUCUCCAGUACAUUCUAGGCUCAACCCACUCUGAAAUUGCCGAUAAGCAACUCUUUGAGAAACUCAGAGAAUUGGCCCCGACUGCAGUUCCGCUCUCAAACACUCCUCUCUCUUCCUCUGCCGACCCUUCCUCCUCUCUCUCCCCCUCCUCCUCCUCCUCUCCCUCUUCUUCCUCCUCCCUUAUCCAACGACUGCUUUCCUCUGAAAACCUCAGAGAAUUCUGCCAACUCUGUGACAUCGGGGGAGAAGACAAGAGCGACAUGGGAUGGCGAUGUCUAGCCAUGACCCCCAGCGAAGAAGAAAACACUGUCUGUUUUUUCUUGGUUACUGACGUCUUCGUCAGAGGAUCUGCAACCAAUUUCAAUGUGGGGAACAAAAUAGAGGAAGAAGGAGAGGAAGAAAAAGAUGGAGGAGAGGGAGAACGAAAGGAAGAGGAAAGACGAGAAGAAGAAAAAGAGAAAGAUGAUUUGCCUUCUGAAGUGUUCUUUCUCCCUCUCCUUCUCCUGCACUGUGACCAGGAUAUUCUCAUGGACCCUGACCCUGCCACGCCCACUCCUCCCACGCUUCUCCCCGAUAUCUUUCAGCACCUGACGUUCGCUCUCUCCCACUCCCCUACUCCCUCCUCCACACAGGCUCUUUCCACGUUAGCCACACCCAUUACCACGCCCAUUCCAAGCCCGCAGGCCUCAAUCGAUACCAAUGCAGUCAAGAAACUCUCCCGACCCACUCGCAAGACUCUACUCUUCCUUGGCCAACGAAAGCCUCGGAAAACUCGAGGACACACUGGGAAGGAAGGUUCAAACUCUGGAGACAAGUCAGAGGUUGAUGAAAGUACUGCGUCUGUCUCUACAGACGGCCAAGAAGACCGAAACUCAUCGUCUACUAGUCAAAGAAUCGAAGCUUCCAGCGAUGGGGCUGCAACAUUGGGUGUUUCUGAAGAACGCCUCCAAUUUGUGCCGGAGACCCUCACACGACUCAUCCAACAAGCUUCGUCGUGCUCUACCGAUCCAGUACGGUCAUCCUCGUACAGACUGGAGCUCGUCGAAGAGUUCAACGAAGAGGGAGAAACUCUCGAACAGGUCCCGCACUGCGUUCAGUGGGAGGGCGAGCCACAGCGGGUCUUUCUCGACCAUCUCUCCGAGGCGGGGUUUGAGACUGUCCCCGACUGCCCGGGGUACUUCUGGCUGCGAGGGGACGACGCAGAAUCUCCGAGGAAAGCCAAGAAGUUCAGGAGAGGUGGAGAGGAAGAUGGAGAAGCUGUGCUCUCCUCGUCGAGUGAGGCCUCCACCAUCAAGAGGAAGCAGUCCCUCACCACCGAGAACACUACAUGGCAAACUGGAGAAUCA
Geodia barretti is the source of this 3213-nucleotide messenger RNA. The record is from the annotation of a GenBank genome assembly. Lineage: Eukaryota; Metazoa; Porifera; Demospongiae; Tetractinellida; Geodiidae.